Molecule: messenger RNA, 298 nt
Organism: Cotesia glomerata
Lineage: Eukaryota; Metazoa; Arthropoda; Insecta; Hymenoptera; Braconidae
Product: translation machinery-associated protein 7 homolog
Exons: 1
Coding region: 2-196 (64 amino acids)
Source: RefSeq, a predicted model, not a curated record
AAUGUCAGGUCGAGAAGGUGGCAAGAAGAAACCUUUGAAAGCUCCCAAAAAAGAGUCUAAAGAUCUUGAUGACGAUGAUCUUGCAUUCAAGCAAAAGCAAAAGGAACAACAAAAAGCUUUAGCAGAAGCUGCAAAGAAGGCUGGUCAAAAAGGACCCCUGGUCACUGGAGGAAUCAAAAAGUCUGGCAAGAAAUAAAUAUACUUUUUAGUUUUUAUGUAAUAGAAAUUCAAUCUUGAAAAUAUACUACACUUAAUGAUAACAUUAAACGAAUAAAAGUUAAAUUAAUACUUAAGAUUA